Fundulus heteroclitus (mummichog) is the source of this 2971-nucleotide messenger RNA. RefSeq names its product intraflagellar transport 88 homolog (gene ift88). The record is from RefSeq and is a predicted model, not a curated record. Gene Ontology annotation, molecular function: kinesin binding. Gene Ontology annotation, cellular component: ciliary base; centriole; non-motile cilium. Gene Ontology annotation, biological process: non-motile cilium assembly; intraciliary transport; inner ear receptor cell stereocilium organization. Lineage: Eukaryota; Metazoa; Chordata; Actinopteri; Cyprinodontiformes; Fundulidae. Bases 117 to 2711 code for a protein of 864 amino acids. The transcript has 28 exons.
GCCUUGAAUUGUGGGAGCAAAAAACCCUAACGACGACAACAGAAAAACUAUACUGUUACAGUUCGCAGGUAUCUGCUCGUUUUCUGUCCACCUCCAGGCUUCCCUGCGCAACACAGAUGGAGAAUGUUCACCUGGCUGUAGAGGACGAUGACCUUUAUUCGGGUUACAACGACUAUAACCCCACGUUUGACUCCGAGGAGCUGGAGAACGAUGUGGGCUUCCAGCAGGCUGUCAGGACCAGUCAUGGAAGGAGACCUCCGAUGACUGCAAAGUUUCCCGGCACCGCCAUUGGAGGUCGACCUUUAGCAUCAUCCUUUGGUUCCCGCAUCCCCUUGGCUUCAUCCAUGGGCAGACCCAUGACCGGAGCUGUGCAGGAUGGCACCGCUCGCCCCAUGACUGCUAUCAGAGCUGCGGGUUACUCAUCCUCACUGACGCGUGGCUCCACCUUUGACCCUCUGGGCCAGUCCAGGGGACCCGCGCCUCCACUUGAAGCGAGGAGUGAAGACACGGUGGAAGAAAAGAUGAAGAUCCUGGAGAAGAAAGUGAAUGACCUGAUAGAGGAGAGCUGCAUGGCGCAGAGCAUGGGCGCCCUACAGCUGGCUCUUGAAAAAGCAAAAGAGGCGGGGAGGAAGGAACGGGCGCUGAUCAAACAGAGGGAACAGUCUGGCAACACAGAACACAUCAACUUAGACCUCUCCUACUCCGUUUUGCUCAACCUUGCCGACCAGUAUGCAAACAAUGAAAUGUACCCGGAGGCUCUGAACAGCUACCAGGUCAUUGUGAAAAACAAGACGUUCAGUAACACAGGCUGCCUCAAAGUCAACAUGGCCAACAUCUACUUCAAACAGAAGAAUUACCCCAAAGCUCUCAAAUUCUACCGCAUGGCGCUGGAUCAGAUCUCCAACGCUCAUAAGGAAAUGAGGAUCAAGAUCAUGCAGAACAUCGGGGUGGUGUUCGUCCGCUUGGGCCAGUACUCGGACGCCAUAACGUCCUACGAGCAAAUCAUGAGUGAGAGUCCCAACAUAAAGACUGGCUUCAACCUCAUCCUGUGCUACUAUGCCGUCGGAGACAGAGAGAGGAUGAAGAAGGCCUUUCAGAAGCUCAUCUCUGUUCCGCUGGGCAUUGAUGAUGACGAGAAGUACAUCUCAACAAGCGACGACCCCAGUUCAAACAUGGUCAUUGAGGCUAUUAAAAACGACAAGCUUCACCAGAUGGAAAGGGAUCUGAAAGUGCUGGCAGAGAAGUACAUCAUGACUGCAGCCAAGCUCAUUGCUCCAGCUAUUGAGACUUCCUUUGCCAGUGGCUUUGACUGGUGCGUCGACAUGGUGAAGAGCUCUAAGUAUGUUGAGCUUGCCAAUGAUCUGGAGAUCAAUAAGGCCAUCACAUACCUCAGACAGAAGGACUUUAACCAGGUUGAGGCGGUGGAGACGCUGAAAACAUUUGAGAAGAAGGACAGCAGAGUGAAAAGUGCGGCGGCAACCAACCUUUCUUUCUUUUAUUUCUUGGAGAAGGACUAUGACCAGGCUGACCGAUACGCUGACCUCGCUACGAGCGCUGAUCGUUACAAUCCCGCCGCCCUUAUCAACAAGGGCAACACGGUGUUUGUGAGAAAGGACUAUGAAAAGGCUGCUGAGUUCUACAAAGAGGCACUGAGGAAUGACUCGUCGUGCACCGAGGCCCUCUAUAACCUGGGUCUGACCUAUAAGAGACUGAGCAGACUGGAGGAGGCCUUAGACUGCUUCCUGAAGCUUCAUGCCAUUCUGAGGAACAGCGCGCAGGUCAUGUACCAGCUGGCUCACCUCUAUGAGCAGCUCGGAGAUCCUCAACAGGCAAUAGAGUGGCUGAUGCAGGUCAUCAGCGUCAUUCCCACGGAUCCACACGCUCUGGCCAAACUGGGAAAGCUGCAUGACGACGAGGGGGACAAGUCCCAGGCUUUCCAGUACUACAGUGAGUCUUUCAGGUACUUUCCCUCCAACAUCGAUGUGAUCGAGUGGCUCGGGGCGUACUACAUCGAGGCCCAGUUCUGUGAGAUGGCCAUCCAGUACUUUGAACGAGCUACUCUCAUACAGCCAACCCAGGUGAAGUGGCAGCUAAUAGUCGCAAGCUGUUACAGAAGAAGCGGAAACUACCAGAAAGCUCUGGAAACCUAUAAAGAGAUCCACCGGAGGUUUCCAGAAAACGUGGAGUGCCUGCGCUUCCUGGUGAGGCUCUCAACAGACAUGGGACUAAAGGAGGUCCAAGAAUAUGCCACCAAGCUGAAGAAGGUGGAGAAGAUGAAGGAGAUCAGAGAGCAGAGGGUGAAGUCGGGCCGAGAGAACAGCGCCAGAGGCCGCAGGGAGGGCAGCACAGGGAGUGCAGCCGUCGCCUCCACAUCCGUCCUCCCUCCUAAGAGGUCCGGCGUGUCCAGCGUCACGGAUAAUGCCAAAGCAGAAUCUCAGCCUGAACCCAAACAGUUCAGUCCACUGCGGGACCCAGAGGGAGACAGCGGCCGCAGCAGCAGCAGCUCUAAAGGAGAGCGUCUGAGCGCCAAGAUGAGGUCACUUCCUGCUUCCAAUGAGCCCUACGAAGCCAGCAGCCCAAAGGAACUUGAUGCAUCAUACGUGGACCCGCUGGGGCCUCAGAUGGAGAGACCAAAGACGGGGGCCAAGAAGCUGGUGGAUGAUGAUGACUUUGCAGAUGAAGACCUGGGAGAUGACCUGCUGCCAGAGUAGAUGGGUCGGCAGCUUUGUGAAAUCAGAACCAUUCCAACUGAGCUCUUUACAAAGCUCAUAGUCAUAGAUCUGAACCAAAAAGUGAAAAUACCAUUAAUACAACAUAGCUUUCUCAGAGAUGGAAAAUGUCUCAGCAGAGUGGAGAAAGUACCUAAUUCAUCUUCUUUUGACUCAGAUGAAUUCAUCUUCUACUAUUUCAGAAUUAUUUAUUUUUUAGUCUCUUGGGUCAUUUUGUAAUAAAAUGUUUUUGCGGCUCAGGA